Molecule: messenger RNA, 1673 nt
Organism: Tuber aestivum (summer truffle)
Lineage: Eukaryota; Fungi; Ascomycota; Pezizomycetes; Pezizales; Tuberaceae
Source: the annotation of a GenBank genome assembly
GGACUCGUUUUCCGUCCUUUUCGGAAUUGGUUGUUAGUUGUGAACAUGGCAGUCAGGAAUCGGAAUGCACAGCGCGGUGCCGGCGGUUCGGCUGGGGAGGCUGUCGUUGAGGUUUGUAUCAUAUGAUAACGCUCAGCACAAUUGGAAUCGGGGUUGCUGACAGGAUACGAUACCCAGGCAGCGAAGAAUGCGGAGAAGAAAGUUGAAGAGGCUCUUACUGUUCUUCUUCAUGAAUUGCGUGAGCACACUUCCCUCCUUGCAAUGAUAGUGGUAGCUGACAAUUGGCACAGCAUUAUGGAUGCAGUCGGUUCCCCACGUCUAUCACUCCCACUGGGAAUCACAGCUCCUGACUCGUGAGAUAUACUUCAGGGACAACCACUUCAUAGUCUCUGGUUACAGGCCUCAAUCCCUAUCGUUCUGCAAGAGCUUUCGCUCUCUAACAUACCUUCAUAACGAAACCGGUUCCACCCACCCCAAUCCAGUAUACCACAACAAAAAUCCGAUGGCUAACAGACCCGGAAAAGUAAACAUCUACACCCACCUCCUCCCCGCCCUCCUAUCCCUCCUGCUGGGAACCUACGCCCUGAAGACACACCUCCUCCCCCGCUACCCAACGAGCACAGUCCCGGACCUCCUCUCCUUCGCCUGCUUCUUCGCCAGCGCAAGCAUAUGCCUGGGGAUGUCAGCAACCUACCACACGAUAAGCAACCAUAGUCCAGCGGUCGCAGCGCUGGGAAACAAACUCGACUACCUGGGCAUAGUAAUCCUAAUAAUGGGUUCCUUCGCCCCGAGCGUGCACUAUGCCUUCUACUGUCACCGACGCCUUGCAUACACCUACUGGAGCAUGAUCUCCAUCCUGGGCGUCGGGUGCGCCGCCGCUUCCCUCAUGCCGCGGUUUCGCACAUCGGCGUGGAGACCCUUCCGCGCCGGCCUAUUCGUCUCGAUGGGCCUCUCCAGCGUGCUACCCGUCCUCCAUGGCAUCCGGAUUUACGGCGCUCGCGGGAUGGACGAGAGGAUGGGGGUGAGGUGGUUGCUCAUGGAGGGGCUACUGUAUAUUGCUGGCGCCGGGAUUUACGCUGCUAGAGUUCCUGAGAGGUUCGCACCCGGGAGGUUUGAUUUGCUCGGGGCUUCGCAUCAGCUCUUUCAUUGCUUGGUUGUGGCGGCGGCGGGGUCGCAUUUGGCUGGGUUGGUAAAAGUGCGUUCCCCCCUCCUUCUUUCCUUUUUUUUCUUUUCCCUUCUCUCUCCAUUCCCUUUCUUUUAGGUAGGUGGUUAUAUGGUAAGUAAGGCUUGCUAGUAUGAAAGAAGAAACCAUUAUCAUGUGUUUCUCUGUGCUAACGCGCUCUCACACGGUGCUUCUAGGGGUUCGAUUAUCUGCAUGGUAAAGGCGUGCAAGUGUGCGGUUAGAGCUAUCGAAGUUGGCGUUUGGAGGAGAAUGAAGAAAAAACAAAAAAACGCAGGGCUGGCGGGGAUAUUUACUUUUUUUUUUUGAAAAAGAAAAGAAAAAUCUGCUGGGCCGAAUAAUACUCAAGUAUGCUACUAUACGGCCGUGCUGUUUUUAGAUAAUGCCGGGACUAAAAGGUGCACAUGAGUUGCUCUCGGAGUACAAGUGAAAGCAUCGUACAUGUACAGUAGCGGGCUCAGAGUUUCCUAUUAUCAUAUUAUAUCCAUCCCUC